GAAGAUUUUACCAUUAUUAUUGCAGGUGAAUGCCUUCAUGGCUGACCUGAAGCACAGAAUUCUUAUGGUUUCUGAUUUUUUCUAUCCCAACUUUGGUGGUGUCGAGAAUCACAUUUAUUAUCUGUCACAGUGCCUGCUAAAACUCGGUCACAAGGUGGUUGUUUUGACCCAUGCUUAUGGAAAUCGAUCUGGGGUGAGAUAUAUGACUGGUGGUUUGAAGGUUUAUUAUGUACCAUGGCGGCCAUUCCUCAUGCAGAAUACAUUCCCAACUUUUUAUGGAACAUUUCCAAUAAUAAGGACUAUACUUCUUCGAGAAAAGAUAUCACUUGUGCAUGGUCAUCAAGCCUUUUCUACUUUAUGCCACGAGACUUUGAUGCACUCACGUACCAUGGGAUACAAGGUUGUAUUUACUGACCAUUCAUUGUAUGGUUUUGCUGAUGCGGGAAGCAUCCACAUGAACAAGGUUCUGCAGUUUACUUUAGCAGAUGUAACCCGGGCCAUUUGUGUUUCUCAUACAAGCAAGGAAAAUACAGUGCUAAGGUCGGGUUUGCCGCCAGAAAAGGUUUUUGUAAUACCUAAUGCUGUGGACACAGCUAUGUUCAAGCCUGCUCAAGUGCGUCUUGGCCGUGAUGAAAUUGUUAUUGUUGUGAUAAGUAGGUUGGUUUAUCGGAAGGGUGCAGAUUUACUUGUAGAAGUCAUUCCAGAAGUUUGCCGUUUGUAUCCCAAUGUUCGUUUCAUUGUUGGUGGAGAUGGACCUAAACGCGUGCGGUUGGAAGAGAUGAGAGAAAAGCAUUCUCUUCAGGAUCGAGUUGAGAUGUUGGGGGCUGUACCACAUGCUUCUGUAAGGUCUGUGCUGAUUUCUGGUCACAUAUUCUUAAACAGUUCGUUAACCGAAGCUUUCUGCAUAGCCAUAUUGGAGGCUGCAAGUUGUGGACUGUUAACUGUCAGUACUCGUGUAGGAGGUGUUCCAGAGGUUUUACCAGAUGACAUGAUAGUACUUGCUGAACCUGAUCCAUGUGACAUGGUACAUGCAAUUAGGAAGGCAAUAUCUAUACUUCCUAAUAUUGAUCCGCAGGUUAUGCACGAUCGUAUGAAGAACCUUUAUAAUUGGAAUGACGUGGCCAAAAGGACCGAGAUAGUAUACAAUCGUGCUUUGAAAUGUUCCGAUCAGAGUCUCCUAGAACGACUUUCAAGGUAUCUUUCGUGCGGAGCAUGGGCAGGCAAGCUGUUUUGCUUGGUUAUGAUAAUCGACUUUUUGAUAUGGCGCCUGUUAGAACUGUUGCAGCCUGCAAAGGAUAUUGAGGAGGUACCUGAUGUGGCUCUACCCUGCAAUCAACGUGGAGAAAGGAUUGAAGAAAUAUUUCAUUGGAAAACUGAAUAAAAUAUUAUUAGUAACAAAUAUUUAAUGUUUCGUUUAUUCCAUUCUUAUUCUUGAUGUAUUCAUAGUUAAAAUUCCAUUC
Molecule: messenger RNA, 1460 nt
Organism: Hibiscus syriacus
Lineage: Eukaryota; Viridiplantae; Streptophyta; Magnoliopsida; Malvales; Malvaceae
Product: phosphatidylinositol N-acetylglucosaminyltransferase subunit A-like
Exons: 8
Coding region: 38-1381 (447 amino acids)
Biological process (GO): GPI anchor biosynthetic process
Cellular component (GO): glycosylphosphatidylinositol-N-acetylglucosaminyltransferase (GPI-GnT) complex
Molecular function (GO): phosphatidylinositol N-acetylglucosaminyltransferase activity
Source: RefSeq, a predicted model, not a curated record